Molecule: messenger RNA, 1122 nt
Organism: Armigeres subalbatus
Lineage: Eukaryota; Metazoa; Arthropoda; Insecta; Diptera; Culicidae
Exons: 2
Coding region: 1-1122 (373 amino acids)
Source: RefSeq, a predicted model, not a curated record
AUGAAUCCAGAGUUUCAAAAAUCGCUUCUGGAUAUUCUUCAGAAUCAACAACGGAUUCUCGAUAAACUGAUGGAAAAUCAAACAUCCGCUGGUCAAGACAAUGGAAGUUCGUCAAGCCAACAAUCCACGUUUUCGACCCAGAGGAACAACAAUCAGGAGUUUAUUAUCGAGUAUCUGUCCAGUGGAAUCACAGAGUUCAUGUACGAUCCUGAGAACGGCGUAACAUUUGCAGCGUGGUUCUCAAGGGAUGAAGACUUGUUCCAUGAAGAUGCAAAAAACCUGGAUGAAGCCGCAAAAGUUAGACUUUUGCUUCGGAACAUUGGUACGGUGGCACAUCAAAAGUACAUUAGCUAUAUCCUUCCGAAGAAGCCCAAAGAUCAAAAUUUCGAUCAAACCGUAUCAAUUCUGAAGACCAUUUUCGGACGACAGAUUUCAGUGUUCAACGCAAGAUAUCAGUGUCUACAGCUGUCAAAGAAUUCCAGUGAUGAUUUUUACACUUACGCAGGAAUCGUUAAUCAAAAAUGUGAAGAAUUCAAGCUUAAUGAAGUGACGCCAGAUCAGCUCAAAUGCCUUAUGUACGUGUGCGGCCUCAAAUCACACCGGGAUGCAGACAUUCGCACCACUCUCCUGUCCAGAAUUGAAAGCAAUAAGCCUGAUGAUGAUAUGACGGUACAUAGGUUAGCAGAUGAAUGCCAGCGACUGAUCAAUCUAAAACGCGACACAGCAAUGGUAGAGAAGCAUAGCAGCACGGAGCAAGCAGUAUGUGCCAUAACUCGUACAAAUCCAUCAAGAUUCACUUCCAGCGAUGAACCUAAUGACGUUCCGAGAUCACCAUGUUGGAGAUGUGGAGAAAUGCACUACUCGAAGUACUGUUUCUUUGUCAAUCAUGAAUGUCACACGUGUAAGAAGAUUGGUCAUAAAGAAGGUUAUUGCGCCUGUUUUGAGAAGCCGAUCAAAAAGCAGAAAGAUAAACGAUUCAAGCAAAAGUUUCAAGCACAGGGGGUGUUCACUGUCAAUCAAGUAAAACUAUCGGAUAGACGGAAAGUGGGCUGCUCCGAUAGUAGCUGUGACAAAAACCAAAUGGACGUGUCAGAAUAUGUGCCGACUACUCAACAGGAUUAA